This is a messenger RNA of Diabrotica virgifera virgifera (western corn rootworm), 1402 nucleotides long. RefSeq lists its product as uncharacterized. NCBI's taxonomy places the organism in Eukaryota, Metazoa, Arthropoda, Insecta, Coleoptera, Chrysomelidae. The record is from RefSeq and is a predicted model, not a curated record. The transcript is spliced from 3 exons. The coding region runs from base 572 to 1402 and encodes 276 amino acids.
AGGGCCGGAUUAAGGCACGGGCCAACUGGGCCGCGGCCCAGGGCGGCAAAAUUUUGGGGCGGCGGAUUUGAGAAAAAAAAAGUGUAAUUAUUUUUGAUUGAUUAUAAAGCUUUAUUAUCGAUUAUCAAGACCAGUGAACCUGAGCAUUAAAUAUUAAAAAACUAUUUUAUUGUUUAUUAUUUAUUUAUAACGCGACACUCUGCGCGGUGUAAUGUGUCGCAGUACACUACGCUACGCCACUCUAUCCAAGUGAGUCGAAGGGGCGAGGCGGCAGUCUGUAUCGUACGCUACGCACGGGAAAUUUAGUUGUGGGAUCGUAGUAGUUGCUAGCAUUGGCUGAUGGCAGGCGUCUUGUCGCCUUGCCGCUUCCCUCCCCCCACCAACUCCAUCACCGCCACGCGCCAUUGUCAUUCGGUUGUCUGGUCUCAACUCCACGUACUGCAGUCUGUCUAACUGUUUAGGUUUAACGUUUUUGUAAUUUGUUUUGAGCGGAGUAACAUUUUGAAAUUGUAACUUGUGAGUCAGACCUUUACUUCCGAUGUCAUUGAUGCUAUAACAAGCAGCUGUACAAAUGGAUGGACGCAAACGGCUCAGUGGGUGGCAAUACAAAAAAGUAGCCGAAGAGAAGAAAAAAAAAUUGACAGAAGUUGUAAAUAAAACUGCGAAGCUUGAUACAUUUUUUACAAGAAGUAACCUACCAGUGCCACCAGAACCAGUGCUUUUAGAAAGUGUCAAAGAAUUUUGUGAAGUAGAACUAGAAGUAUGUUCCAUAUUAACGCCUUCAGCUUCAACAGCUUCAGCAUCAGUGCCUUCAGCUUUAACAUCAACCCCUCCAGCUUCAGCAUCAGCCCCUUCAGCUUCAACAUCAACCCCUUUAGCUUCAGCAUCAGCCCCUCCGGUUUCAACAUCAACCCCUUCAGCUUCAGCAUCAACCCCUUCAGCUUCACCCUCAACCCCUUCAGCAUCAGCACCUUCAGCUUCGUCAUGUGUUGAUACUGACAAGAUCAAACCAGCUAUAUCCGAAUUAACUUUUGUUGUUGACGAGAUUGAAGAUCAAUUAACAGUCUCUGAACCUGACUCUUCUGUCCAUUUGAAACCAAAUUAUGAUCCUGCUUUAUGGAUACCCCUUCCUAACUGUCCUGUUUUUGCCCAUAAAUCGACAGCAAUGACCGAUUAUGGCUCAAAGCCUGCGGGCACAUUCACAGGUGAGCCGUUGCCGAGUAACGAAGCCGAAUUUUCACUUCACUCCAAAUCAAUCAUUCUCAGCCAAAAUAGUCAUAAAACUAUAAAAGAAUUGUUGAGUUUGGGAAUUACGAGCUGCAUGAUGUUUCACAAAAUAAUAUCAACAACGAUUUUAUUUACUAUUAUUGUAAUCUUAAGUAAUGGAAUAUCACGGUUGUAG